AUUAGUUAGAGCCAGCCGAAACCAGCUGCUGCUGCUGCUCUGAAAUUGAAAUGGCUUCUGCUGCUGCUUCGGCUUCAAGCACUGGGUGCUUAGUUCGGUCACGCCUCCCACUCGGCAAAUGUCAGCAUCAUCGUAAUAACGGGAUUGUACUGCUUCCCCAGUUACCCAAACCCCUCAUCUCUCUUUCUUCUUCCAAAGCUGCAAUUGCAACUGCAACUGCAACUGCAACUGCAAGUGAGAGGAAGGAGCGUUCCUCUUUUGCUCAAACUGCGGCUGUUCGGCAUCUCGUGGGUUCCGUUACCACAGCUCACGGCCUUCGUUUCGCAGUGGUUGUAGCACGGUUUAAUGAGAUUAUCACAAAGCCACUGCUAGAGGGAGCCUUAACUACUUUCAACAAUUAUUCUGUUCAAGAAGAGGACAUUGAUGUGGUAUGGGUUCCUGGUAGCUUUGAAAUUGGUGUAGUUGCACAGAGGCUUGGAAGUUCGGGGAGAUAUCAUGCAGUUUUAUGCAUUGGAGCUGUGAUAAGAGGUGAUACAACCCACUAUGAUGCUGUUGCUAAUUCAGCUGCAUCCGGAGUGCUUUCAGCUGGUUUAAAAUCAGGUGUUCCAUGCAUAUUCGGUGUCUUAACUUGUGAUAAUAUGGAGCAGGCUUUAAAUCGAGCUGGUGGUAAAUCUGGAAAUAAGGGUGCAGAGACUGCCUUGACAGCUAUUGAGAUGGCAUCUUUGUUUGUGCACCAAUUGAAGUAAAGUACUGUUACUCUGAGGAGAGAGGCAGAUAAUUUUUUAUUUGACCAGCAUUUUCUCUGAUCGAUGUGCUUGGUCUUGCUGUUCCGUUUUUGAACUGCUAGAAAAUGUGUGGGGGAUGAUCAGACAUGGUAGCCAUAUUGUCCGAAACUUACCUUGGCUAUCUGUUGAUUACUAAAGCCCUGCCAAAUGAAUCUUAAUGCUGAAGCUGAAAAGAAACAAAAAGUGAGUAUAAAGAGUUUUGAAUAAAGUGUUUCUCUCUUGCUUCGCACAUGUGAUUUUGUGUUUCUAUUUCACCCGUGGGAUGUGUUAUCUCCACUUGAACUGUAUUGAUGGCA
Messenger RNA from Rosa rugosa (rugosa rose), 1081 nucleotides. Its product is annotated as 6,7-dimethyl-8-ribityllumazine synthase, chloroplastic. The transcript is spliced from 8 exons. Gene Ontology annotation, biological process: riboflavin biosynthetic process. Lineage: Eukaryota; Viridiplantae; Streptophyta; Magnoliopsida; Rosales; Rosaceae. Gene Ontology annotation, molecular function: 6,7-dimethyl-8-ribityllumazine synthase activity. The record is from RefSeq and is a predicted model, not a curated record. Gene Ontology annotation, cellular component: riboflavin synthase complex; intracellular anatomical structure. Bases 51 to 746 code for a protein of 231 amino acids.